AUGGCCUACUACGACGAUCGUCCGCAUCGUUCCGCCCGCGAUCGAUACCGCCCCCCCUCCGACUACGAGCAGGACCCCUACUACCAUCACGAUUCCCGCAGCCAUGCUCCUAGCGAAAUCGUCCGCCACCGCGACGGAUACAGCGAAUCGGCCGAUGACCUGCACCGCAACUACCCGCCCCCGAGCGACUAUGGCUACGAAUACGGAUACGGGUAUCCCCCGAACCCCAGACGCUCCCGCGUAGCCACCGUGCAGGAGGGCGUCCGCAGGUCCCAGUCGCUGGCUGGCGGACGAGGCGAUGCGUACUACGACGACUCGGAGUAUGCGUAUUCGCGGUCUCGUCACGAGCGCCGGUCGAGGUAUGACGGUGAUCGACGUAUGUGUUUCCCCCCCCCCCGCGGCGGGAAUCGAUACGUUGGGGAAGAGUUCAUGGCUGACCCCGAAAAAUUUCCAGGAGACCGUGAUCACCGGAAAUACUCUCGUUCUCCGUCCAGUAGCCGCUCACCGCCCCGCCGGCGCAAGUCCUUCUCUGAACAGGCGCUGGGUGCUCUCGGUCUGGGUGGUGCGGCGGCGUCCUCGACCGCGUCGAUGAGACACCGGGAUCAUGACCGGGGCCGACACGGUGGCCGUGGUCGAUCGUACUCGAAUUCCCGCUCGCGAAGCCGUAGCCGGGACCGCGGCGGCCGCCAUCGGGAUAAGAGCGAGCAGCGCAUGGCGCAGGCGGUUCGUGCGGCGCUGACUGCCGGUGCCGUGGAGGCCUUCCGCGUCCGCAAGGAACCUGGCCAGUGGACCGGGGACAAAGGUAAGCGGAUCCUCACGGCGGCGAUCACGGCCGCAGGCACCGACGGCCUGGUCGACCGCAAUCCCGACAAGCACUCGAAGCGGCAUAUCCUCGAGUCGACGCUGGCAGGGCUCGCCGCCAACCAUUUCGUCAACGGGCCGCGCCCGCCCUCGCGCUCGCGCUCUCGUCGUGGUCGCUCCGACAGUGAGGGCAAGCUGAAGAACUUGGCUGCCACGGGGGCCUUGGCGGCGGUGGGCAAGGAGGCGUACGAGCGCUUCCGGUCUCGGUCUCGGCCGCGACACCGGGAUCGAUCCAGCUCCCGCGACAGCUACGACGACGGCUCCCCACGGCCCCGUCCGUCCCACAAGCGGAGCAAGAGCGUGACCGACUACAUCAACCAGGGCAUGGCGGCGCUGGGCCUGUCGGAGAAGGACAAGGCGCGGGACAGCGACAGAGACAGAGACAGAGACAGAGACAGAGACCGGAGGAAGGAUGACCGGCGCGGAAGACACCGCGGACGGCCGUCCCGCUACAGUGAUUACUCGGACAGUGACCGGGAGAGUGACUAUGAGUCCCGACGGGGCAGGCACUCCAGAGAAGUAGGUCGACCUCGUUCCAUUCAAAGCAUGCAGCAGCCGUCGUCUUCCGCCAUCGCCAUGUCGGGAGCCCGGGGCCACCCGUACCGCGACGGCUCGGACAAGGAUUCAUCUUCUGACCUAGGCAACAGUACCGAUGAGGAGAAGACACGCAAGAAGCUCAACCGGCAGACGCUCGUGACGACCGGCCUGGCGACCGUGGCGACGAUCCACGCCGCGCACAGCCUCCACGGGAGCAUGGAGAAGCGCAAGAAGCGCAUGCAGAUGGUCAAGGAUGGCGAGAUGUCGCCUGAGGAGGCCCGUCGCCGCCGCGUCAAGGCCAACCUCGCCGACGCCGCCAACGUCGGCUUCGCCGCGCUGGGCAUCAAGGGUGCCGUCGCCGAGUGGAAGGAGGCCGACGAGAAGCGCAAGGAGCGUGCCGAGUUCAAGCGCCGCUGCGCCGAGCACCAGGCCCGCCGCCAGGAGCGCCAGCGCGCCCACAGCCAAGGCGCCGCCCACCCCCCGUCCUGGCGCACCAUGUACCCAGACGAAAUCGAGGAGAAUACCAGUUCGUCCGGAUAUUCGCGGAAGGUGCGCUCGCCCAGCGCCGGGGCGGACUCACGGUACCGGUCGUCGUAUUGGCAUUGA
Messenger RNA from Aspergillus clavatus NRRL 1, 2004 nucleotides. RefSeq lists its product as uncharacterized. Lineage: Eukaryota; Fungi; Ascomycota; Eurotiomycetes; Eurotiales; Aspergillaceae. The coding region runs from base 1 to 2004 and encodes 667 amino acids. The record is from RefSeq and is a predicted model, not a curated record. The transcript has a single exon.